UCUGUGCAGAAGUGCAAGAGUUCAAGCCGCCUCCAUGGCCCCAGGAAAGAUUCAGGGGAGAGGCCCCAUACAGGGAGCCCCUCCAGCCAGACACCCUGGCCAGAAUGGAGCUGACUGAUCUGCUCCUGGUGGCCAUGCUUCUCCUUACUGCAAGACUAACUCUGUCCAGCCCAGCUCCUCCUGCCUGUGACCCAAGACUCCUCAAUAAACUGCUUCGUGACUCCCAUCUCCUUCACAGCCGGCUGAGUCAGUGCCCUGACAUCAACCCUUUGUCUACGCCUGUCCUGCUACCUGCUGUGGACUUCAGCCUGGGAGAAUGGAAGGGCCAGACGGAACAGACAAAGGCACAGGACAUUCUAGGGGCAGUGACCCUUCUACUGGAGGGAGUGAUGGCAGCUCGGGGACAGUUGGAACCCUCCUGCCUCUCAUCCCUACUGGGACAGCUUUCUGGGCAGGUUCGCCUCCUCUUGGGAGCCCUGCAAGGCCUCCUGGGAACCCAGGGCAGGACCACAGCUCACAGGGAUCCCAACGCCAUCUUCUUGAACUUGCAACAACUGCUUCGAGGAAAGGUGCGCUUCCUGCUGCUGGCAGAAGGCCCCACCCUCUGUGUCAGACGGGCUCCUCCAACUACAGCUGUCCCACGCGGCACCGCCCAACUCCUCACCCUAAACCAGCUCCCAAACAGGACUUCUGCAUUGUUGGAGGCGAACUUCAGUGUCUUAGCCGGAACUCCUGGCCCUGGGCUUCUGGGCAGGCUUCAAGGACUCAGAACCAAGAUUGUCCCUGGCCAGCUGAAUCAAACCUCCAGGUUCCCACACCAAAUCCCUGGAUACCUGAACAGGACACACGGACCUGUGAAUGGAACUCAUGCUGCGGCCUCGCUUCAGACCGUGGAAGCCCCGGACAUUCUGCCAGGAGCUUUGAACAAAGGCUCCCUGCCACUCAGCCUCCAAAGUGGAUAUCCUCCUCCUCCUCCUCUCCAUGUUGAUGGACACACACUCUUCUCUCCUUCACCUACCUUGCCCACCCACAGGUCUCCACCUCUGUUCCACGCCCCCUUUCCCGAUCCCUCCACCCCUGUGCCUAACUCUGCCAGUCCUCAUCCAAUCCCAGUGCACCCUCAUUCCCAGAAUUUGUCUCAGGAAGCAUGAG
Molecule: messenger RNA, 1152 nt
Organism: Peromyscus eremicus (cactus mouse)
Lineage: Eukaryota; Metazoa; Chordata; Mammalia; Rodentia; Cricetidae
Gene: Thpo
Product: thrombopoietin
Exons: 5
Coding region: 105-1151 (348 amino acids)
Biological process (GO): positive regulation of ERK1 and ERK2 cascade; cell population proliferation; thrombopoietin-mediated signaling pathway
Cellular component (GO): extracellular region
Molecular function (GO): cytokine activity; hormone activity
Source: RefSeq, a predicted model, not a curated record